This is a messenger RNA of Conger conger (European conger), 1180 nucleotides long. RefSeq names its product solute carrier family 25 member 53-like. The record is from RefSeq and is a predicted model, not a curated record. Bases 258 to 1145 code for a protein of 295 amino acids. NCBI's taxonomy places the organism in Eukaryota, Metazoa, Chordata, Actinopteri, Anguilliformes, Congridae. The transcript has 2 exons.
UAAUAUGCUGAAAACUAAAAUAAUGUUGCAAUCUGGUAAAUUGCGAUUCGUUUCAUUCGUUUUUGGUUCACAAUUUAGAGUAAAAAUUGGUUAAUUUACUGAUUUAAAAUCCAUGGUUGCAGACUUUUUAAUCGGCAAUACUAUUGUUACAUUAUUGUUAAACCACGGCUGUAGACAUUUUGGUUUAAGUAGGAUAUUGUUGCUGUGUGAAGACGCCGUACGCAGCAGGGCGGCACUGUGCCUCAUCAGGAAGGGAGAUGCAAAGGAGCCGUGGAGAGAGCGGUGGCGAUGAGCAGCUCACUAGCCGUGACCUGUUCACCUGCCUCCGCAGCUACUUGCAUGGGGGCACCUCGAGCAUGCUGUCUACCUUGACCACGCUGGCCACGUUCCCCGUCUACAAGACCGUGUUCCGCCAGCAGCUGCACAACACCCUGGUCCGCGAGACCGUGGCUCAGCUCUACAAGGAGGGUCCUCGUAAGCUCUACAGGGGGGUGCUCCCCCCCUUGCUGGUGAAGACGUUGCACGGGACCCUGCUCUUCGGUCUCCAGGACACCUUCCUGCACCAGCUGUCCCCGCACAGCGGAGGCUCUGUCCCGGUCGCAGCCCGGCAGGCCCUGGCCGGCGUAGGCACAGGGGCGGUGGAGGCCCUGGUGUUCACUCCGUUUGAGCGCGUGCAGAACCUGUUGCAGAACGGCCGCAACGAUCGCAGCCUGCCCACCCUCCAGAGCGUGCUUCUGUGUCUCCGGCGUGAGAGCCUGGCCGCUGGCUUCUACAGGGCGGCGGUGCCCGUGCUAGCCCGCAACACCCUCGGCAACAGCCUUUACUUCGGGCUGAAGGACCCCCUGCGCGAUGCUCUCCGGGAGCGGGGGCUGUCGCCCGUGGCGUCCUCCUUCACAUCGGGCAUGGUCAAUGCCAUGGCCAUAAGCCUGCCUCUGUACCCGCUCUCGGUGCUGGUGGCGAACAUGCAGGCACAGGUGGGGGCGGUGGGGGGAGGCGCGAGGCAGUGCUGGGCGAUGCUGUGGGAGUCCCGGCAGCGCAGCGUGAGGCUGCUGUACCGGGGAGGCUCCCUCGUCAUCCUGCGCUCCUGCCUCACCUGGGGCAUCGCCACCGCCAUCUACGACCGUCUGGAGAGACGCGGUGGUUAAGGGCAGGAGAAGGGAGUUCACAAAGUACAAACCAC